Messenger RNA from Procambarus clarkii (red swamp crayfish), 2991 nucleotides. RefSeq names its product probable ATP-dependent RNA helicase DDX17. Gene Ontology annotation, molecular function: RNA helicase activity; ATP binding; RNA binding. Gene Ontology annotation, cellular component: ribonucleoprotein complex; nucleus; cytoplasm. Lineage: Eukaryota; Metazoa; Arthropoda; Malacostraca; Decapoda; Cambaridae. The record is from RefSeq and is a predicted model, not a curated record.
UGGGAUCUGGCAACCGUGCAGCGCCACCCACACGGCCUCCCACCGUGCUCCGUAAGGAGGCUGCCUCACAUACCUCCGUUUCUCAGAAUAUUUGUCCCGUUUUCUGAGCUCAUAGGAGCUGUCUGCUUCUGUUACAGUAAUAUUUAAGAGUUUAGUCUUGAUAAGAACAGAGAAACGCCGUCAUGUCGUCAUACAGAAAUCGCAGGAGCGUGUUGGUUUUCUCUCAGUAUCUAAGAAAUGGUCUUAACAGAUCUCUUCAAACUUGGUCUCGCUCCCGUUCUCGUUCUCGCUCGUGUGAUCGUCGACGUGACAGGGAUGACUGGGGUUCACGUGGAGGAUGGAGUUCUGCUGGUGGUGGACGACCAUCGUUGAAAGGAAGGCAGCCAGGUGAGCGUCUUCGGAAACCGAGAUGGGACCUUUCCAGACUGACUCCCUUUGAGAAAAACUUCUAUCACCCUACACCUACAGUACUCAAUCGCCCAGCUUAUGAAGUUGAAAAAUAUAGGAAUGAGAAGGAAAUUACACUACGUGGCAAGAACAUCCCAAACCCCAUCCAGUACUUUAGCGAUUAUAAUUUUCCGGACUAUGUUAUGGCAGAAAUCAGAAGACUAGGCUAUGAACAACCAACACCAGUUCAAGGUCAAGGGUGGCCUAUUGCACUUCAGGGAAGGGACUUUGUUGGUAUUGCCCAGACUGGUUCUGGCAAAACGUUAGGAUACAUCCUGCCAGCAAUUGUGCAUAUAAACAACCAACCAUAUUUGGAGCGAGGCGAUGGUCCAAUUUCACUCAUCCUAGCCCCCACUAGAGAACUUGCCCAGCAGAUACUAACAGUUGCACAGGACUAUGGGGCAUCCUCAAAGAUCCGGUCCACAUGUGUAUUUGGAGGUGCACCCAAGGGACCACAAAUUCGUGAUCUUGAAAGAGGGGUUGAGAUUUGUAUUGCAACACCAGGGCGUCUUAUUGACUUCCUUGAAGCAAACAAGACAAACCUACGGCGUACAACAUACUUGGUACUAGACGAGGCUGACCGCAUGCUGGACAUGGGUUUUGAGCCGCAGAUCAGAAAAAUAGUAGAUCAGAUUCGACCGGAUAGGCAAACACUCAUGUGGUCGGCAACUUGGCCAAAGGAGGUGAGGAAUCUAGCGGAGGACUUCUUGAAAGAUUACAUACAGCUGAAUGUUGGAUCACUUUCCCUAGCUGCCAACCAUAAUAUCCUCCAAAUUGUUGAUGUUUGUCAAGAAAUGGAAAAGGAUACCAAACUCCAGCAACUACUUGAAGAAAUCAUGGCAGAAAAGGAAAGCAAGAUCAUCGUGUUUGCUGAUACAAAAAGAAAAGUCGACGAUUUGACCAGGCGAAUGAGACGCGAAGGGUGGCCAGCAAUGUGUAUCCAUGGAGAUAAAUCUCAACAGGAAAGGGACUGGGUUUUAAGUGAAUUUCGGUCUGGAAGAGCUCCAAUUUUGGUAGCCACAGAUGUUGCUGCACGAGGGCUAGAUGUGGAUGAUGUCAAGUUCGUGAUCAACUAUGACUACCCGUCAUGCUCUGAAGAUUAUGUCCAUCGCAUUGGUCGAACUGGCAGGUCAGACAAGACUGGUACUGCAUACACUUUCUUCACAGCAGACAACUGCAAGCAGGCUAAAGAUCUAAUAGAAGUGCUGAAAGAGGCAAAUCAAGUGGUAAACCCACGUCUUUAUGAAAUCAUGGAUAUGGCAAGAGGUGGUGGUGGCAAAGGACGUAAUCGUUGGAGGGGCCGUGAUGAUGACAGGAGAGGUUUUGGACGCGACCGUGAUCGCGAUCGAGUUAGUGGUGGUGGAAGGAACGGCUACAGCAAUGGAAAUGGCUAUGGUACGUCUGAAGGGCUUGGAAGACUUAACCAGUUUAGAGGUGGAGGCAAUAGCAGUGCUGUGCCCAAUGGGGUGGGUGCAGGCCGAACGCAUCUGAAUGGUCCUCCUCCACUAAUGGGUUCUGGUUCUGUGAAGCCUUCAAUGAGCCAAGCGGCUAACCAGAACCAGUUUAAUGGCCCCCAACGUCCACCCGUCCAGAAUGUGGGAACCAACAUGUCCGUGGGCAUGUUUAACCAGGCUGCCACUGCUGGUGGCUUAGGCAUUAUGGGGGCCAUGCCUAGUGCAAUGAACUGGCCACGUCAGUGACCCGGCAGCUGUCCUAGUCAAGCUCCUUCCCUCCAACUGGGGCCUUGCCAAGUGGCUGCCUCAACUCUUGCCUCGGCGAAUCAUCAUCACUGAAACAAAUGUCAACCACUCCUAUGAUUCGUCUUGUAACUGAACUGAUGAUGGGGCCUCACUUGGCAAGGUUUCUCAUCAUAUUUGUAUCUAAGAUAUUUCUUCUUGAACUUAGUAUAUUGUAUGCAAAGUAUUGGAAUUUUCUCCAUUCCAACAUGCUGAUAUAGUCUUUGAAAAGUGAAUUUUUAAGAUGGCAUGGCAUGUUUGGCAAGUGAGGCGUUCUAUUCAGUAGUUACCAUUAGCUAGUUUUUGAGUUUACCAUUGAUGAUGUUGGUAUCUAUUACAGCUUACUGAAGUCUGGACUGGAGGUGACCACUUACUGCUGCACAAUCCCCUUUCUAGGAGGUUAGAGGUUGCGCACGUUUCCACUAAGUACUUGACAGGCCCGGUUGUCAAGGGGUAGGGAAAGCUCAGCUCACCCCAUCAUUACAGUAUGCUGACACCUGCACCAUUUCCUCCUUGUCUACGGGACUGCUGUCUACUUAAGCCAACAACAUCAUUAUUAGUUAUCCUCACUGUCCAAAAGCCUGUUGAGUUAUGCCAGCAUGUUGUUGAUUUAUAUACAUGUAUAUAUAUAUAUAUAAUUUUUUUUUGUUUACAAACCAAAUAUUCCAUUGUAAUUUUAGUAAGCAUUUUCCUAAUUUCUUUAUAGGAGAUAAUAUUUUUCAUUAUCUGUUUGAGACAAAAUUAUUUGUGUAUGGACCAAGAAACUGUAGCCCUCUAAAUAAUUAAAUAAAUAUUGUAUUAAAAGGCA